GAAGACCCUGCAGGUUCCUGUCUGGAGACGGCCAGGUGUGUCUGCAUGGGUGCUUUGAGGUCCAGGCCCCCACUGCAGACUUUGGGGUGUGAGUCCCUCACGGCGGUUUCUGGGGUUCGAGCACAGAGGAAGACUGGUGACAGGGGGCUUCAGUGGCUGCAGUGGCUGACCUCACCACCCCCCACCCGUCAUUAGCUCAGACCUCCAGCCUCUCCAGGCUCCGACCCCCUGAGCACCUGCUCCUCUGCUCCCUCCCCUUCAGGUGCAGCCCUUUCUCCUGACCCCAACUACCGAGCAGGAUGAAUUUCUCCCAGCACCAGGCUGGCCAGGGACAAGCCGCAAGCCGGCAGUCAAGGAGCCGGAGUCAAGGGAGCUCCCAGAAGACCCAGGCGCCCAAGAACUUGUACAGCCAGUAUGAGGAGAAGGUGCGCCCGUGCAUCGACCUCAUCGACUCCCUGCGGGCACUGGGCGUGGAGCAGGACAUGGCCCUACCCGCAAUCGCUGUCAUCGGGGACCAGAGUUCUGGAAAGAGCUCCGUUCUGGAGGCCCUGUCGGGGGUGGCCCUCCCCAGGGGCAGCGGAAUCGUGACCCGGUGCCCACUGGUGCUGAAGCUGAGGAAACUGACAGGGGGCUCGUGGAGCGGGAAGGUGACCUACCGGAACACCCAGCUGAAGCUGGAGCACCCCUCCCAGGUGGAGAAGGAGAUAUGCAGAGCCCAGGACCUCAUAGCUGGGAGAGGCGUGGGCAUCAGCCACGAGCUCAUCAGCGUGGACAUCAGCUCCCCCGAGGUGCCCGACCUGACGCUCAUUGACCUCCCAGGCAUCACGCGGGUCCCUGUGGGGGACCAGCCCCAAGACAUUGGCCUGAAGGUCAAGACUCUCAUCCAGAAGUACAUCCAGAGGCAGCAGACCAUCAACCUGGUGGUGGUCCCCUGCAACGUGGACAUUGCCACCACCGAGGCCCUGAGCAUGGCCCGGGAGGUGGACCCCGAGGGAGACAGGACCAUCGGAAUCCUCACCAAGCCCGACCUCGUGGACAAGGGCACAGAGAGCAGCAUCCUGAGGGUGGCACAGAAUUACACCUACCGCCUCAAGAAGGGAUACCUGAUGGUGCGCUGCCGCGGCCAGCAGGACAUCGCCAACCAGCUCAGCCUGGCUGAGGCCACCGAGAAGGAGACCAAGUUCUUCCAGGACCACCCGUACUUCAGGAUACUCCUGGACGAGGGCAAGGCCACCGUGUCGUGCCUGGCAGAGAGACUCACUUCUGAGCUCAUCCUGCACAUCAAUAAAAUGCUCCCGUUCUUGGAUGAGCAGAUUCAGGAGAACUACCAGAGGGCGACCGAGGAGCUCUGCCUUUACGGGGCCAACAUCCCCAGCAGCGACGCCGACAUGCUGCUCUUCCUCAUCGAGAAAAUCAGGGCGUUUAACCGGCACAUCGAGAGACUGGUGGAAGGGGAGGAGGUUCCGUCCGAGAAGGAGGCUCGGCUGUGCAAUCGCAUCCGGGAGAACUUCAAUAACUGGGGCAUGGUCAUCCUCCUCAACACGGACAAAGUUAAGAACAUCAUGCAUGAGGAAAUCUCCAAAUAUGAAAAUAAGUAUCGCGGCAAAGAGCUCAUAGGAUUUGUCAACUACAAGACAUUCGAGAUCAUCGUGCAGCAAUAUAUUGAGCACCUGCUCCACCCCGCCCUGGAAACGCUGCAGAAGGUUACGGAGAUGAUCCGUCAGACAUUUGUGGACACAGCCAAAAGUCACUUUGGUGAAUUUUUUAACCUGAAUCAAAUCGUCCAGAAGCUCAUCGAAGACAUAAAAGUAAAGCAAAUGGAAAUCGUGGAUGAUCAGAUCCGACUCCAGUUCAAAAUGGAGCGGCAGGUCUAUUGCCAAGACCACAUUUACGGCAGCAUCCUUGGCAAAGUCCGGGAAGAAACGUUUAACCCAAUGGGAAAGCUUCCAGUGAUGCAAUCAAAAGCCCCAAAUAACUCUUCUACAGUCUCCUCUGUAAAUGAGAUUGGGCUACACCUGAAUGCCUACUUCCUGGAAGCCAGCCAGCGCCUGGCCAACCAGAUUCCAUUGAUCAUCCGGUUCUUUAUGCUCCAAGAGUACGGGGAGUGUCUGCAGAAGUCCAUGAUGCAGAUCCUGCAGGACAAACAGAGCUAUUCCUGGCUGCUGCAGGAGCAGAACGAGACCAUGCUCAAGAGGAAAUUCCUCAAGGACAAGAUUUCCCGGCUGGACCAGGCGCGCCAAGCGCUCUGUAAAUUCUACCAUGCAUAAAGUGGGUGGGGGGCCAGGGUGGUAGGGAACCCUGAAGAAUGAGACUUGUGUGUGUGUGUGUGUUGUGUGUGUGAGGAGGGGUUCUUCUGUGUGUCACUGUCUGGGGAGGCACUACCAGAAAGGCAUCUGCCUUAGCCCUGGCACUAAGCUCCUCAUGGUACUGCCUGAACCCACACCCUGAGGAGUGGGUCUCCAGUCACUGGGCCCCGGGACCCCCAUUUCCCUGCUCCUGGUGCCUGUACCAACACCCCACUGGACGUCAGUCACUGUCAGGCUCCAACAGGCAUGGGGGCCCAUGAGGAAUGACAUCCCAGUACAGGAAGGAGUUAGGGGUCCCCUGGCUGGCCGCUCAGACGGCGAGAUCCACUUUCUGGCUGUUGUUUGCCGACUGUGCUGAGUUGCCGUGAUGAGGUGAAGUCCUGCAGAGGCAGUGCUGAGGGUUUACUCCUAGCAGGACUUGGGCGACCUGUGCAGUGCUGGGAUUGAACCAGGGUGCUGGGCCCCUCUGGGUCCCUGGUCUCACUCCCUGCUGUCCUCUCGGCUGGAAGACUGUCGUAUUCUGUUUUUAUAGCUUCACCCUGAAUUGCACUGACCUCUCGGGAGUUCCAGGACAGUUCAGGGAAACCGUUUCUGCAACUCCCCCAAACUCCAAGCAGGGGUUCACAAAUGCCAGAGUCACCCCCUCCCUUCAAAGGCAGCUUGAUUGUGGCUUAGCCCUGGCCCCUCACUUGGAAGCCUUUGCUCAGCCAGCGCCCCGUGCAGUUAGCGCCCCAUGGAGUUCAGUCAGCCAUCACACCUGGUAUCCGAGCAGAAUCCAGAGGCUGUUUCUCUGCAUGCGGAGGUCUAAUCUUUGCAGCACCAUUUGGUGGGAAAGGUCAUCCUUGCCCUGCAGGUCAACACGGCACUGCCCAAAAUCAUGGGAGUGUGGAGGGAAAGUUGGUUUCUGGUGCUGUGUGCUGGGUCACUGGCCCAUCCACCCACCUGUGCGACACAGUCACAGAACCAGAAAAGUGUGCGUCCUUCCUUUUCUUUUUUUUUUCCUUUUCACCCAUUUAUCCAGUUUUAUUUUUGGAGGGAGUUAGGUGAGUCCCUUGAGGUUCCAUGAGAAUUUGGGGGUGGGUGUUUCCCUCCCUGACAAACCUGCCCCCUUGGAUUGCGGUAGGAAGGGCCUCACUCUGAGGAGGACUUCACUAUUUCACUUGGCAAUAGUGAACCAUCUCGUUCAUGACCGUGGGGUCCCCUCCUAUUUAAUCAUGAUUUUUAGACAUAUCUUUAAGCAAUGUUUUAUUGUCUCAAUAAUGCAAAUCUUCCCCUUCCUUGGUUAAUUGCUGAGAAUUUUGUUCUUUUUAAUGCUAUUGUAAAUGGAACUAUUUUUCUUAAUUUUCCUUUUAGGUUGUUUACAGAACUGUAACUGAUUUUUAGGAAUUUAUUUUGUAUCUUGCAACUUUGUUGAACUUAUGAUCCUAACGAUUUUGCAAAAGCAGUCUUUGCAACUGUUACCCAUUGAGUCAUUGCUUCCUUCCCAACCUGAAUACCUUUUCCUUUUCUUGCCUAAGUGCUUAGACCAGCACUUCCAGUUUAUGCUGAACAGAAGCGAGAAACUAGGUUCCCUUGUCUAGUUUUACCUGUUACUUGUUUACCGGGAAAACCAGAUACCCCAAUCUUAAAGGAUUCUUGUGAUACCAAAGCUAAUGAUGUUGGGAAGAAAAGUGUCCAGCGAAACAUUGCUCUCUGUUUAGAAGCCAUUUACUUUUUCAUCCCCUCAUGUCUGAGUGGACUCGAAUGUGCAAAUGAUAGAACCAAAGGGAACCCACUGCUCCACGGUGCGCUUUCCCUUCUUCGUUGUGUCUUCAGAUUCUGGACUCUAUUGUGAGAACCGAGCCUGAGAAAAAUCUAAACCUGAUAUUGGGUGUUUGUUCCAUAAACUGUAUAUUCAAAGCACAUCACUGUCACUGUCACUGUCCUCCUGUUGUUCAUCAAUUUGCUCGAGUGGGCCCAGUAACAUUGUGAGACUUGUUACUGUGUUUGGCAUAUUGAAUAUGUCACGGGUAGCUUGCCAGGCUUAUUCAAAGCACAUUCAAUAAACAUUUUCUUUAUUAUCCCCUGGA
Molecule: messenger RNA, 4375 nt
Organism: Sorex fumeus (smoky shrew)
Lineage: Eukaryota; Metazoa; Chordata; Mammalia; Eulipotyphla; Soricidae
Gene: MX2
Product: MX dynamin like GTPase 2
Exons: 15
Coding region: 300-2267 (655 amino acids)
Biological process (GO): defense response to virus
Cellular component (GO): cytoplasm; microtubule; nucleus
Molecular function (GO): microtubule binding; GTP binding; GTPase activity
Source: RefSeq, a predicted model, not a curated record